CCACAGGGGUUCCCGUGGAGAUGGCAGAGCAGCACAGCACACCGGAGCAGGCUGCGGCCGGCAAGAGCCACGGCGGCCUCGGGGGCGGCUACAAGGUGAUCGUGUACGAAAUGGAGAACUUCCAGGGCAAGCGGUGCGAGCUCACAGCCGAGUGCCCCAACCUGACGGAAAGCCUGCUGGAGAAGGUGGGCUCCAUCCAGGUGGAGUCGGGCCCGUGGCUGGCGUUUGAGCGCAGGGCCUUCCGCGGGGAGCAGUACGUCCUGGAGAAGGGGGACUACCCUCGCUGGGACGCCUGGUCCAACAGUCACCACAGCGACAGCCUCCUGUCCGUCCGACCCCUGCACAUUGAUGGCCCGGAUCACAAACUGCAUCUCUUUGAGAACCCGGCUUUUGGCGGCCGCAAGAUGGAGAUAGUGGACGAUGACGUGCCCAGCCUCUGGGCUCACGGCUUCCAGGACCGCGUGGCGAGCGUCCGGGCCAUCAACGGGACGUGGGUUGGCUACGAGUUCCCGGGCUACCGCGGGCGCCAGUACGUGUUCGAACGGGGCGAGUACCGCCACUGGAACGAGUGGGACGCGAACCAGCCGCAACUGCAGUCCGUGCGCCGCAUCCGCGACCAGAAGUGGCACAAGAGAGGCGUGUUCCUCAGCAGCUGAAGGGCGCCCAGGCCCCAGGGGCCCAGGCCCGCCCCGGGGGGCAGCAAAGGCAAGAAGAGGCGGCUCCAGGGCCGGGGUGAGGGCCUGCCGGGCCACCCUUCCCCCGAAUCUGCUCAAUAAAGCCUGGGGCCGGUCCCCCACCUGC
This is a messenger RNA of Cervus elaphus (red deer), 801 nucleotides long. It is a transcript of the gene CRYBB3, whose product is annotated as crystallin beta B3. The record is from RefSeq and is a predicted model, not a curated record. Gene Ontology annotation, biological process: lens development in camera-type eye; visual perception. Bases 21 to 656 code for a protein of 211 amino acids. The transcript is spliced from 5 exons. Lineage: Eukaryota; Metazoa; Chordata; Mammalia; Artiodactyla; Cervidae. Gene Ontology annotation, molecular function: structural constituent of eye lens.